AUGACAUCCAAACUUUUAAUGAUUCCAAAAACUAAAUUCAAUCCUCGAUUUCAUCCAACAUCUAGAGAGAUUGAAUUACUUAGUUAGGUAAUAAAAUUUGAGUAAAAUGUUGAUUCGAAAGUAAAUUUGAGAAUAUAAACAAGGCAUUUACUUUGCAUGAAAAUCCUUUAAGUGUGCAUGGAAAAUUACAUUUAGGACAUUUUUACAAUAAAAUUCAUAAGGAUAUAAUAAAAAGGUAUAAAUUACUGAGAGGAUAUAAAAUUGCACCUUCAAUGUCAUUUGAAUUGUUUGGACCAUAAAUUGAACAUGCAGCAUUUUAAUAAUUAAUUUAAUAGGGAACAACAUAAAUGGAGUAUGAUGAAAUAGCAAUAAGAUAAAUAUGUUCAAAAUAUGCAGAAGAACAAUUAAAAUCUUAUUUGGAAUAGAUUUAAAGAUGGGGUAUAUUAGAAUAAGAAAUAAGUUUAACAAUAGAUCCAAGAUAUCAAAAAAAAGUAUUAUAUUAGUUAGCUCAUUUUCUAGAAAAAAGUAUAUAUAAAUGUAAUAUAAUAAUAGAUUAAAUUAUAAAGGAAUAGAAAGUUGUGAUAUGGUCUAAAUCUAGAUUAUCAGAAGUUCCUUUAGAUUCAGUAAUUAUUUCACAAAGAGAUGUUCCAGCACAUGCUAUAAAAUUCAGAUUUACAAGAUUAAGUCCAAACUUUAAGAAAUUAAAAUGUGUUGUAUAUCUUGUUCUAGAAUUACCAUCUCCAUGGAAAAUUCCAAGUGCAAAGGCUAUUUAAUUAAUGGAAUAGGAAUGGUUGGUGAUAAAAGAUAAAGAGGCUCUUAUUAUGAGCAAGUAAUUUUUUAAUACUCAUAAAGAUGAAUUUUCGAUGCAUAAAUUUGUUGGAACAAUAGUAACAUCUGAUAUUAUUAAUUUGACUGUUGAUAAUGGUUUAAAUGAGUUUAUAGAUUUAAGAAUGAUUAUAGGUGAAUAAAAUAAUAUAAUUUGUCCUGCUCAUUAAAUGGAUGAUAUACCUCUAGCAAAAAAAUAUAAACUUGAUAGAACAGGUAUGGUAAAUGAGAAUGGAUAACUAAUUUAUGAAGAUGAAGAAUUAGAUAUUCUAAAUAAUGAAGCAAAUUAAUAAAUUUUGAAAGAUCUAAGAGAAAAAAAUAGAAUUCUUAAUAUUGUUAGUUCAGCAUAAGAUGUUUUUUAUCAUCAUAAAGUUACAGGAGAAUAACUGUUAUUAAGAAGUGUUUCUGCAUGGUUUUUGAAAUUUGAUGAAUAACUUAUUAAAUAAUAUAAAGAAAAGUAUAAUAUAGAUGAAGAGAAUGCAAAAUUAAAUAAUAAAGAUUAAAUAUAUACAUCAUAUAUAGAAUUAAUGGAAUCUUUAUGUGGUUAAUUGUGCAUAACUGAACAUAAUGUUUGGGGAAUUCCAAUACCUUUAUUUAAAGCUACAGUUCCUAAAAAAUUUGAUAAAUUAAAAAAUGGAUACUUACUUAAUGCAGAUAUUGUCAGACAUUUUGCUGAUUUAAUUGAAAAUAAUGGAAGUGACAUAUAUUGGAAGUGGAAUAUUGUUGAUUUAUUACCAGAUUAAUAUAAACAUUUAGCAUAACAUCUUGAAAAACAUACAUGCGUCUUAAAUCGAAACUUUAGUUUACCAUAAUAAUGUGAUCUUAUAUAUGAAGGAUAAGAUUAAAAUGAGUCCUUUCUUUUUAGUAGUUAAAUGAUGAUGAUACUAUUUCACAAAAAAUUUAAUAGAAAAAUUUAUACUCAUCCAGUCUUAUAAUACAAUAAGGAUAAAAUUAGUAAAACCAAUUAUUUUACUUUAGAAAGUAUUAUUGAUGGGUAAAUUAAAGCAAAUGAAUUAAAUUAAUAUGGAGUAAACUAUUAUUAUUAUUAUUAUUAGUGUGGUGUUGAUAUUUUGAGAGCUCUUGUCACUUCUAUAAAUGAAUAUGAUGAAUUUUCAUAAUUUAUGAUAGACAAAAAAAAGGAAUAAAUUAAUUAUAUUAGAAAAAUCUAUUGGUAGAUUAUUGGCUGUCUAGAAAUUGCUUCUGUCACUCUUGUUGAAUUCAAAGAUUUAAAAUUUGUACUUAUAAAUUAAUUAAUAAUUUAGUAUGAUUCUUAUAUUUAUCAACAAUUGAUAUUAUUUGUUUCCAACAUUACAAAAGCCUAUGAAGAUUUAAACUUUGGAUAAGCUUACUAAUUAUAUAUAGAUUUCAUGCAAAAUUAUGUUUCUUUAUAUGUUUCAAGCACAAGAAAUAAAAUUAUUGCAUUUCAUAGUGAGUAUCAAAAUAGCUUAUAUAUCUAUUUCAAAAUUUACGAUAUUACAUUAAAUGUUAUUCAACCUAUAUUAUGUUUUAAUGCUCGAGAUAUUCAUACCAAAUUACCUACUUCAUGGCCUAAAAUCCCAGUUAGUCAUUUUUAAGAAGCAUAAUAAAAUAUUGUGACUUUAAAUUUAUUACAUAAAUUAUAAAAAGAGAUCAAUACAUAAAUUGAUUUAGUUUAAGAAAGAAUUAAACAAAAAAACGUAUCAAAAAAAUUAGAAAUUGUAUUUAUAAUUGAACCAAAUACUUAUGAAUCUUAAUUAAUUGAUUUAGAUCCUAAUGAAUUAGCUUUAUUUUUUGAUUGUGGUUAAAUAACUAUAGAGACUGAUUAUUUAAAUAAACAAAGACCAACACAUAUUUGCAUUUCUUCAUUUUUUGUGAAAGAAUAAUUUUAUCAUCAAAAGAUUAAUUAUCAUCUCAAAUUUUAUGAAAUUACUCAUAAUUAGUGUCCAAGAUGUCUUGAACAUAAACCCCUCAUAUCAGAUAUCUGUUAGGAUUGUAUAGAUUAUAUUUAAAUAGAAGAAGAAAAGUUAAAAUAAAUUAAUUGA
Messenger RNA from Paramecium sonneborni, 2846 nucleotides. The record is from the annotation of a GenBank genome assembly. NCBI's taxonomy places the organism in Eukaryota, Ciliophora, Oligohymenophorea, Peniculida, Parameciidae.